Molecule: messenger RNA, 913 nt
Organism: Oreochromis aureus
Lineage: Eukaryota; Metazoa; Chordata; Actinopteri; Cichliformes; Cichlidae
Exons: 6
Coding region: 145-900 (251 amino acids)
Cellular component (GO): plasma membrane
Source: RefSeq, a predicted model, not a curated record
AGACUUUCAGCUUUAUUUCAAGCUUAAAUGUAAUCUGAUGUAGUCAGUAUUUAAAGUCAGGCUCUGUUAUUGACUGAAAACAGCGACAGACUCAGACAUUUAGAACAAACUAAGAGUCGGAUCAGCACAAAUACUGACACAGAGAUGGCUGCUGGCACUGCGCUGCUCUGCUGCACUUUGCUGUUUGUCCAUGUCUUCGUCUCUGCAGACCAGAAAAACAUCACAGCUGAGUCUGGACAGAACGUCACUCUGACAUGUCGAGCUCCAAACAUCAAGAUCAAACUUUUAAAGUGGACAAAAGCUUUCCUGUGGUCAGAACAUCGCAUUUUCUACUGGAAUAGUGACUCUGAUCUAUUUGACCACCAUCCAUCUUUUAAGAACCGGGUGGAUCUGCAGGACAGACAGAUGAAGGAUGGAGACGUGUCUUUGAUUCUGAAGGAUGUGACGAUUAAUGAUGCUGGAACAUACAAGUGUCAUGUCCUCAUGGAAAAACCAUGGCAAUGGAGCAACAUCAGCAUCAUCCACCUUCAUGUUGUUCCUCCAGAGAAACCCACCACCACACCUCCACCUACAUCCGCAGCUCAUCCUGGUUCUACCUCCAUCACUCUUCCUCCUCCUCUCUCUGUGUUGUUGCCUGUUGGAGCAGUCUAUGUUGUGGUUCUACUGGUGUUACUGGUUCUGCUGGUGAGACGAUGUGUUCACAGGAAACUUGAAGAUGGAGAAGAUGACAUUACCAGUAGCAUCGCAUACAGUGUUGUGAAGUCAUCAAAUCAUCAACAGCCUCCAGUCAAAGAAACCAGAGAGGGAGAGACUGAUUCAGCUGUGAUCUACUCAGCAGUGAGAACUGAAGACGUCAGUUAUGGACAAACAACCAUCAGAACAAGGAGGCUCAGACUUUAAACCAGAGCCAGAC